Prunus armeniaca (apricot) is the source of this 843-nucleotide messenger RNA. The record is from the annotation of a GenBank genome assembly. Lineage: Eukaryota; Viridiplantae; Streptophyta; Magnoliopsida; Rosales; Rosaceae.
AUGAGGGAUCUGGGGUUCGCCAGGACAUCUUUGGUCUAUAACGUUUUGCUCAAUUUGUAUUAUAAGACUGGAAACACUGAUAAAUUUGACGUUCUGCUGAAUGAAAUGGAAGAGAGUGGCAUCGGUUGUGACAGAUUCACAUAUGGGAUCCGUCUCAGUGCAUAUGCUGCUGCUUCUGAUCAUGAGGGAAUUGACAAGGUUCUGGCAGAAUGGGAAUCCAAUCCUGGGUUCCAGGUGAAUUGGACUAAUUAUUCCGUUGCGGCAAAUGGUUAUGUGAAAGUAGGAAAUGUGGAAAAGGCUUUGGAAAUGCUAGAGAAGUCUGAAAAACUGAUAUCAAGCUCUGAAAGACAGAGGGCAGCAUAUGAGCACCUCAUUACUCAAUAUGCAGUGCUAGGGAAGAAGAUGAUUGCUGAGAAGAUCUAUGAAGAAUGGGAAUCCAGGAAAUUAACUUUUGAUAUUCGUAUACUGAAUCACUUACUUGGUGCUUAUGCCAGAAGGGGCCUUUUUGACAAGGCUGAAGCCUUUCUUAACAGGGUAAUACUUAAGGGUGGGAAACCGGAUACAUGGUCAUGGUUUACUUUGGCAAGAUUGUAUCUUGAAGAUAAUCAAAUUGAGAGGGCAGUUGAGUUGAUGAGGAGAGCGCUUUCGACUGAGGGGCUUCAGUGGAUCCAUGAAAAGGGUGUUUUGGCUGUCUGUUUGCGACACAUGAAAAAGAGAGCAGAUCUGGAGGGAGCUGAGGAGUUUAUAAGACAGCUCGGGGAUAAGUGUGUUAUCCCCGUAAGUCUGCAGGAGAGAUUGUUGGAUUAUAUUAAUAAAGAUGAUUCAGUCUCUAGAACCAGGUGA